Kockovaella imperatae is the source of this 2447-nucleotide messenger RNA. RefSeq names its product S-adenosyl-L-methionine-dependent methyltransferase. Lineage: Eukaryota; Fungi; Basidiomycota; Tremellomycetes; Tremellales; Cuniculitremaceae. Gene Ontology annotation, cellular component: cytoplasm; nucleus. Gene Ontology annotation, molecular function: tRNA (cytidine-N5)-methyltransferase activity; tRNA binding. The transcript is spliced from 18 exons. The coding region runs from base 89 to 2317 and encodes 742 amino acids. Gene Ontology annotation, biological process: tRNA methylation. The record is from RefSeq and is a predicted model, not a curated record.
AUAUCAUUGUCACACCUCACACAGAUAGUCGACCCAGAGUCCGGGCAUAGUUGGAGGUCGAAGACAGCAGAAAAGUGACAUACAGACCAUGUCUAGGAAGAAGAAUGCCAAACCGGGAAGGAGCAAGCCGUUUAGAAAUCGAAAUGGGCAAGGCAGCUGGAACGACUUUCCCGUCAGCGAGCGGACGAACAAGCUGUUCGAAGAGUACUACAAAGGCCAAGGCAUAUUAUCCGAGGAAGAGUGGACACCGUUCUUGGAAAGCUUGAAGAAUGAUCUGCCAACGACGUUUCGGAUCACCGAGUCAAGAGCCCACGCAUCGGUCAUCAAUGACAUGAUCAAAACCCGGUUCCUUCCUGAGAUGCAGAAUGUCGAACUCGAUGGCAAAAAGUUCGAUCCACCUUUCCAAAUCCCAUGGUUCCCCGGCUCGAUGGCUUGGCAAGUUGAUGCACCCAAACGAGUCAUCCGUAAAUCCGAGCCAUUUAAGCGAUUCCAACGAUUCUUGGUUGGCGAGACGGAAGUAGGAAAUCUGAGCAGGCAAGAGGCCGUCUCGAUGAUACCACCCCUUCUGAUGGAGGUCAAGCCUCAUCACGCCUGUCUGGAUAUGUGCGCUGCUCCGGGCUCGAAGACGGCUCAGAUCAUCGAAGCCUUAAAUCCUCAUCAUACGAACUCUCCCGGUCUCCUAAUCGCCAACGAUGCCGAUCAUAAGAGAACCUUUAUGCUGGUUCACCAAACUGGUCGGAUGCCGAGCAAAGGAUUGAUUGUGACCAAUCUGGACGCCAGUAUAAUCCCAACCAUGAGUUUGGGAAACGGAGAGACUCUGCGGUUCGAUAGAAUUUUAGCCGAUGUCCCAUGUAGCGGUGACGGAACACUACGAAAAAACCUGGAGAUCUGGGGCAAAUGGGGCUGCAACGAUGGCAACUCUUUGCACUCGCUUCAGCUGCGGAUCUUGCUGCGUGCCAUGUCCCUGAUGAAACCAGGCGGUCGUCUGGUCUAUUCUACGUGCUCAUUCAACCCUGUGGAGAACGAGGCUGUGGUUGCCGCUGCUCUGAAUACCAAUAAAGGCCAAUUCUCCAUCGUAGACGCUUCCGGUUUGCUUCCCAACCUGAAGAGAAGGCCAGGUCUCUCAUCUUGGAAAGUCGCCACACAAACUUCGGGGGCAGAGAAGCAGAUUGUUUGGCAGGAUUCUUUCGAGGCAUACGAGUCUUAUGUGAAGGAUCUGCCGGAGUCCGACCGAGAGAAAACCCGCUCAUGGUCGUCAACUCUAUGGCCACCUGCCAAUGCUGAAGAGCUUGGCUUGGAACAUGCCCUGCGAUUGGUGCCUCACGAUCAGGACACUGGUGGUUUCUUCGUCUGUGUCAUCGAGAAGAUUGGUGCCGCAGAGACUGAGCCUGCCAAUGUCGAGCUCUCAGUACCGCCUCCUCUGGAUGAUGUGGUUGUGGCAGAUGAGACUGGCACGUCUACUUCUGCCAAACGAGCAGGAUCUCCGUCCAUUGAAGAAGGGUCCAGCAAGCGAUCAAAAUCCGAACCAGAAGCCUCAGGAAGCAAAUCGCAGGCACAGUCCAAGAGGCAGAAGCGGGACAUUGGCUUCAGAGAGGAACCGUUCUCUUACGUUGACCCGGACCACGCAGAGAUCAAGAGCAUAGCAAAUUAUUUUGCCUUGAAAGAGGAGUUUCCGAAAGACAAUUUCUUGGUCCGCAACGAGUACGGCGAUCCUGUCAGGGUUCUUUACUUAACGAACGACAUCGUCAAGAGAAUCGUCCAGAACAAUGACUUUUCUCGCAUGCGCUUGAUUUCAGCCGGCAUGCGAGGGUUCGUCAGGCAAGACUCUGCGCAACGUGCAGAGUUCUACUGCAAAUGGCGAAUCCCUUCCGAGAGCAUCCUAGAGGCUGUUCCUUACCUCGGCGACGAUAAAAUAAUUGACACGGAUGUUGCGACCCUCAGAAUGCUCAUCGAGGAGCAAUAUCCCCCCAUUGUCAAGUUCAGUGAAGCUUCUCAGAAAUGGAUGAAUGAGAUUCCUCUAGGAAACACGAUCGUUCGAUUCAUGCCAGGUGACGAGGCUGAGGGACAUCUGUCCAUGCCCCUGAUAAUGCCCGUCUGGAAGGCGAACACCUCGAUGGCACUUCUCAUCGAUAAGAAGGAGAAGAGCAUGCUAUCUCUUCGCACCUUCGGGGAGGAUAUUUGCACGUUUGCUCCGCUCAAGGAUAACAAGGACGAGGAUGCCGCGGAUGAGGAGGCAGCAGAAGAGGGCGCUGCGGAUCAAGCCGUGGAAGAGGCUGAGGGGGAGGAGGGAGAAGAGCGGGCUGUGAACAAGUCAUAAUAAGUCAAGCAUACAUUACUCGCAAAUUUCUUGUCAACAUGCAUGCGAGAUUCGAUGCAGGUACCAAACCACCCUUGCCGAAAGGGUUCUCCUAACCCCCUGUGAAAUCGGAACAGCCAUUUGUGCUAAG